This is a messenger RNA of Penicillium atrosanguineum, 249 nucleotides long. RefSeq lists its product as uncharacterized. The transcript has a single exon. The record is from RefSeq and is a predicted model, not a curated record. The coding region runs from base 1 to 249 and encodes 82 amino acids. Lineage: Eukaryota; Fungi; Ascomycota; Eurotiomycetes; Eurotiales; Aspergillaceae.
AUGUCUUCCAACGCGCAAUCAAGUUCGCAAGCCAGCUCAGCCAAGCCUCGCACACAAAAAGCAGUGCCGCGAGGCUAUAUUGAUCCCAACCGGGACAUCGUGGAAGACCAGGACCUGAUCCAUCAUCUUUAUUUUGAAGACAAUGAUCCUUUCUUCCCUCCAGCCUGGCUGGGAAAGGACUUCCUACUCCCUGAGCGGCGGCCCUCGAAUGAGAGUACAUCCAGCACUGGCUCCAAAGAUGACAAGUGA